This is a messenger RNA of Suillus clintonianus, 1684 nucleotides long. RefSeq lists its product as uncharacterized. Gene Ontology annotation, cellular component: nucleus; cytoplasm. The coding region runs from base 190 to 1458 and encodes 422 amino acids. NCBI's taxonomy places the organism in Eukaryota, Fungi, Basidiomycota, Agaricomycetes, Boletales, Suillaceae. The transcript has 6 exons. Gene Ontology annotation, molecular function: translation elongation factor activity. The record is from RefSeq and is a predicted model, not a curated record. Gene Ontology annotation, biological process: translational elongation.
GGGAGUCAGAGCCCUUGACCUUAACCCUAUAUCUGAUCGAUAAAGCCUGCCCUAAUGGGAUCAGAUAGGCCUCGUUGCGAUUAUCUGACCUGUGUUUUGGUUCUGCUCCGAUAAAAUUUCAGGAGGUGCGCUAAUCAAAUCUGCCAUCUCAUCUUUCUCCCCAUCUUCCACCAUCUCCAAGUUUUCAAAAUGGCAUCUGUGGGCAAGCUCUAUUGUUUCGAGACCAUGCGCCAGACCAAGACGAUUAAAAGCGUCUGUGCACUAGCAGGUCUUGAGAUUGAGAUUGCUGCUGAGUACAAACACCAUGAAGAUAACAAGAAGCCAGAGUUUCUUGCCAAGUUCCCUCAUGGAAAGAUCCCCGCUUUUGAAGGCGCAAACGGCUUGAACCUCACGGAGGGUGCCCCGAUUGCGCGGUAUCUUGCCAGCCUUGCUCCAAACUCUGGUCUUCUUGGCUCGACACCAGAGGAUGCCGCAGUCGUUGAUCAAUGGGUUCACUUUGCCGAAACAGAAAUUGCCGCACCCGUCCACCUUAUUGGAGAGAUGCUUAUGAACUUCCUUCCCUACAGCAAAGGUAUCCACACCGUCGCCGCUGAGCGCCAAUUGCGCAGCCUCAUCACCCUCGAAGCUCAUCUGAGCACCCGUACCUUCCUCGUCGGCGACCGCAUCACUCUUGCUGACAUUACUGCCGCCUCUGUUCUCCAGCGCGUCGUUGCCAUCACCGCAGAUGCCGCAGUGCGCGCCAAUCUCGUCAACACUGUUCGCUUCUUGGAGACUAUUGUGCAUCAGCCCAAACUCGAGGCUAUCUUCGGCCCUAUUGAGUACACCGAGAAAGCAUUGCAGUACGUCCCUCCCAAAAAGGAGAAGGCACCCGCUCCCCCAGCCGCCGCACCAAAAGAGAAGAAGGAGAAGCCGAAGAAAGUCGUCGAGGAUGAUGACGAGGAUGAUGGCAACCUCGUGCCUGAGGAGCCCAAGCAGAAAAGCCCCUUGGAACUGCUUCCCAAGAGCACAUUCAACCUCGAGGACUGGAAACGUGCCUACAGCAACAAGGACACGCGGGGUGCUGAUGGCGCGCUAGAGUGGUUCUACGCCAACUUCGACAAGGAGGGCUUCUCCGUCUGGCGCGUAGACUUCAAAUACAACGAAGAACUCACGCAAGUCUUCAUGUCCUCCAACCAGAUCGGUGGCUUCUUCAACCGCCUCGAGGCAUCGCGCAAGUACCUUUUUGGAUCGAUGGGUGUGCUUGGCGAGAACAACGCCUCUGUUAUUUCUGGCGUCCUCAUCCUACGGGGCCAGGACUCAAAGUUAGCUGUAGACUGCGCACCAGACUUUGAGAGCUACGAAUACACAAAGCUAGAUGUGUUUGAUAACCAGGAGGACAAAGCCUUCUUCGAGGGUGCACUCGCAUGGGAUCUGGAGGUCGCUGGCAAGAAAUGGGCAGAUGGAAAGAAUUUCAAGUAAAAGGUACCCGAUGUCGGAGAGUGUGGGACUUUUGGGAAGCUGCAGUAUCGAUUUCGUGUAUCAUCGUGUUUCUUAUAUGUAGAUCUUGUUGCUUCUUAACCAGCCCUUGAACUACGUUCGCGGAAGGUAGAGGGUAGUGGUUGCGAUACAUAUCAUAUCAUCCAGUGUCGCACUUCUAGGAAACCGAAUAACAAUAACCUACAACUCGGAUGCUUUCAAAGAUGCC